Messenger RNA from Lindgomyces ingoldianus, 3142 nucleotides. RefSeq lists its product as uncharacterized. Gene Ontology annotation, molecular function: transcription coregulator activity. NCBI's taxonomy places the organism in Eukaryota, Fungi, Ascomycota, Dothideomycetes, Pleosporales, Lindgomycetaceae. The record is from RefSeq and is a predicted model, not a curated record. The transcript has 3 exons. The coding region runs from base 154 to 2934 and encodes 926 amino acids. Gene Ontology annotation, cellular component: nucleus; Z disc.
CGACAAACACCUCAAGUCUUCAAUUGAGAACUUUUUCACCGCAUUAUUAUUUAUAUUUCUUCGUAGAAUCUUCAGACUCCUCUUGUGAAACUAAUCUCGCCCUCACUUCGUAGACGAGGACGGCUCCUUUGUUUGUAAACACGAUCAUUCCUCAUGCAUAAGCCGAAAGAGCGAGAGGGUGCCCCGUCACCCGCGCCCGUGUACAUGUCUUCGCAGCAAAUGGCGAGCUAUUUGCAGGAUCUCCGAACCAACCGUGUCGCCAGGCCGAAUGGCUCCCGGCCCCCUCCUCCUUCCCAAUUCAACACGUGGUCGAGCAGGACGUCCUCAAGAUUCGCCGAGACUCCUGCUGUGUCUCCCUUCUCUCAUCCCACGUUCGAGGACGCUGGUGUUGACGUCAACACUCCCCCACCUGCUUCAGAGCCUCCUUUGGAGCCGGCUCCCGCUCCGCAGUCAGCGCCCGAACCCCACAUGCAUCGCCGCACCACUUCAAAUAUGAGCAUAGACGCACCCAAGCUGAGGGAGCGAACACCGGGCGUGAUAUACAGAGAAAAUGGACAGCGUCAGGUGGAGCGCGAAGAAGCCAGGGCGCUGCGCAUAGCCAUGGAGGAGCUGGAUCUAGAGGCAGACCAGAAGCUGUAUAAGGCUGCCUUAGACGAAGCUGCGGAGCUAGUGUGGAAGCAUCGAAACCCGAAUGCCCCUGGGGCGAACCCAGAUGCACCCUACCCUUAUCCGGGUACAGACGGGAAGGGGGCGCAUGGAAGAAGCCGAAGUCUCGGCAGGGCGGAGCAGGACAUCCAGCGUUCGAACUCGAAGCUGCGGAAGCGCAGCUCGGUGGGCAGUAAUGUUUCCGGCAGCAGGAGCAGUAGUCUGCAGAGUAGGCGAGCUGCCAGUGGGUCAUCCGUCACAGCAAAUGCGGACUUCGGUACCUCACCUCCAAAGCACCCCGCCACCAGCAACAUUGGAGAAGACAUCACCGCACUUCCGCAAAUCCCCUCCAUUCCAAUGGAUGCAAAACAUCGGAGACGCGCCAGUGGCUCUAGGAGGACUGUUAGCGGCAGCCUCUUUAAGAAUCCAAACGAUCAGAUCUAUGAGGAACCCGAGGAGGAAUCUCCUGCUCCUCCUGCUGCGAACCCUCCGCCUCUUGCCAAGUUGCCGCUGCAAGUGCGGAGAAACCCUUUCAGUCGCGUCCAGUUCGCCAAAGACAAUAACCUCGUCAGGUCGAAUACCGAUCCUAUCAUAGGGACAAAGAGAUUUGACCGGUACGAGAUACAGAACAACCCACCAACCCAGUCACGCAAUGCCGCGUAUACUUCCAACGCCCCAGUCACUCCUAAUGCUAAGGAAGACGGCAAGUUGGUUGCUGACAACGAGUCCGAAGUAAAAAUGAAAGAUGGCAAGGAGAUCCGAAGUGAUGAGCUGCGUGCUGCAACUGGCAUGAGACUGAAGGACAGGAGCCCUAAGCUCCCCACGCCUACUGUCGUUUCGGACUCUCCUGGUCGACCCAUUGUCUCCUUCAAAAGCAACUGGAAACCAAAGGAGGUUGAACUCAAGCAGGAGAUAUCCGCUCUCCCACAAUCAACCCCUAAGCCUAUUGGCCAAACAGAGCCCGCUCCUCGCCCCCUAUCCAAGGCUGCAACUGCUCCUGUAACCCCCGCCAUCAUCUUUCCGAAUGAGCGGCCAAAGAGGAACACGUGCUCAUCUCCUACUCCAAUUCCUCAGAUCAGCGUCUCUCCCACUCCACCUACACCCGCAGUCAGAGCCAACCGGGCACAAGUGCCUACCAUUAACGUCUACGAAGACCCUCCAGCGAGGCCCCUUCCGGACGCUAACAAGCUAAGGAAAGUCAACAAUCCAUCUCAUUCCGCUCCGCCUCCCGUACCAACAAUAAACGUAUCCCAGGCCCCUCCAUCGCGCUCUAAGCCAACUCCAGCGCCUCCCAUUCCGACGAUCUCUGUCCAAGAAACACCGUCGAUCUCAGGCAAUCCUCACAACCGAGGUCCAAGGGUGAAUGCGCCUUCGAUAUCAGUAACACCGUCCGUCCCAAUCAUCGCAGUGAACGAGCCUACAAAUUCUAAGCGUGCUCUCAAUAUCAACCCUCCUUCUACCUCUGUCACGCAGUCCGUCCCUUCGAUUAAUGUCAGUGGGUCUGGCGGCUCAAUUCGACCGCUUCCAACCCCUAAACAUCACGCCUCCAAGUCCGGCCCUCGUCAGUCCACGAACUCUCGACCGCACUGGACUCCUUCCAGUGUCCGCACCGGCGCUCUUUGUAAUCAAUGCGCACUCCCCAUCUCUGGUCGUAUAGUUUCAGCUGCAGGUGUGCGAUUCCAUCCAGAAUGCUUCCUCUGUCAUCACUGCGGUGAACACCUCGAAUGCGUUGCCUUCUACCCAGAGCCAGACAACAAGCGUGCCGAACGUGUGGCUCGAAUCCAAGCCCGUAUGCGCGGCGAGGACAUCGAAUUCCUCCCAAAUCACCCAACCGUAGAAGACAUGUUCCGCCUCGAACAAGAAGACGGAGACGAAUGCAUGCGCUUCUACUGCCACCUUGACUUUCAUGAACUUUUCAGUCCCCGCUGUAAGAGCUGCAAGACACCAAUUGAAGGAGAGGUUGUUGUGGCAUGUGGCGCAGAGUGGCAUGUCGGACACUUCUUCUGCGCCCAAUGUGGUGAUCCGUUCGAUUCCUCGAUGCCCUUUGUGGAGAAGGAUGGGUAUGCUUGGUGUGUUGAUUGUCAUACUAAUCGUUAUUCGACCAAGUGCAAGAAGUGUAGGAAGCCGGUUACCGAUACAGUUAUCAAGGCACUCGGGGCGGAGUGGCAUAUGAACUGCUUCUGCUGUGUAGAGUGCUCUGGACCAUUCGAGGAUGGGCGCUAUUUCCUGCGAGGAGACUCUCAAGAUCCGGUUUGUGUCAGGUGUGAAGAGAGGAGACUGAAAGCCUAAGAUCAUCCUGCAAAUUGGCCUAGGCUGGGCCCCGGCCAACCAUGCUGAAUGUCUUGGGAAGGGUGAAGGGUGAACUCUGGAGUGGUGUGGUUUUGCAUAGUAAUAUCUCUCUCGUGCUUGCAUUAGAAACAAAAGCAUGGCUAUGGAGUCGUCGUGGUAGUUUGUGUUCGUCAGCAUUUGAUUUUAGACGGUUGGCGCUGGUAGUGGG